This is a messenger RNA of Fimicolochytrium jonesii, 1920 nucleotides long. RefSeq lists its product as uncharacterized. NCBI's taxonomy places the organism in Eukaryota, Fungi, Chytridiomycota, Chytridiomycetes, Spizellomycetales, Powellomycetaceae. The record is from RefSeq and is a predicted model, not a curated record. The transcript is spliced from 5 exons. Bases 214 to 1833 code for a protein of 539 amino acids. Gene Ontology annotation, molecular function: protein binding.
CUAGCUUUCGUACACUUUUUCAGCAUAGAGAUCUCGUUGGCAUGCGCGCAGGCCGGAAGGUAGCGUGGCGCCGAAUCGCCGACACGCCGGGCCCCAGGAUUGCGGCCGGUCAUCGCAUCAACCGGUGACGGGUAUAUAAAGCAGGGGAAGGCUUCAAGGUCCUCGACAUCCAGGACUGUCCCUUCGCCGAACAAUCAACAUCGUCGCAUCGUCAUGAAGAUCAAGUCCGUACUCCUCUCUCUAUGGACCUUCGCCGGUCUCGUGUCCGCCGCUCCCGCUGACGGAGUCUGGUCCGAUGUGAUCCCCCUUCCCCUCUCUCCAAUCUCAGGCGCCGUUAGUCCUACAGGCGAACUCCUCAUGUGGAGCGGCAACGCCCCCGGCGGGUGGAUCCACAAUUUCAAGGACCCAAACGGAAACCGUACAUACUACUCCGUCUUCAGCGUGGAUGACUUCCUUGGGAGGAGACCCAUCGCUCUUCAAGUUGCCUUCACGACAGAGAUGUUCUGCCCUGGGACGAGUAACCUCCCCAAUGGAGAAAUUCUCGUCAACGGAGGUUCGGGACCUUUCGCCACUAUCGUGUUCGACCCGCGGACCAAGACGUUCAGGAACACUCCCAUGAUGAAGAUUGCGAGAGGCUACCAGGCUAAUGUGGUCACGACCGGGGAUAAAGUGUUUACCGUCGGGGGUUCGUUUCCAAGGUUGUACGGUGACUACUGGUUAGGUAACAGGGAUGGUGAACUUAUGGACGCCAACUUCCAAUGGACUGUUCUCCCCGCCGUGAAAGGCGAUAUAAUUGGCGGAAUGGAGAAUGGUUCGCCGAACCCGGAUCCUCAAGGAAUCUACCGGUCGGACAACCACGCUUGGCUCUUCAGUUACAAAAACAACGUCGGUGAAGACAUGGUCUUCCAUGCGGGUCCAGUGACAAAGAUGCAUCUCAUCAACACCAACAGAAACACGAUGGUGCCGAUCGGAGCCCGCGGGACGGACACGUACAGCAUGAACGGAAACGCUGUCCACUACUCCCCCAGUCGAAUUUUCAAGAGCGGAGGCGCUAUCGCGUACGGCGACCUUGCCAGCAGCGUCGGACUUCCUACAAAGCGGGAGGCAUAUCAAAUCAGGAUUGACAAGUUGCCUACCGGCGGACUUCCGUUCGUGAGGCCACUUGCCAACAUGGUCAACCCGAGAGCGUUCGCUCAUAGUAUCGCAUUGCCUGGCGGACAAAUCUUUAUCGUCGGGGGACAGACCAACCUGCAUCUGUUCGAGGACACAAAUGGCGUCCUUGCUCCCGAGCUUUACAAUCCGGCCACCAACAGUUAUCAGGUUCUGGCGCCUAUGAAGGUGGCGAGGAACUACCACAGCGUCGCGUUGUUGACGAAAUAUGGAACCAUCUGGGUCGGUGGUGGUGGUGCUUUCCCUAACGCCUGUACCGUACCCGGUCAAGCACCUUGUAGUCCCAACGUUCACUUCAACGGAGAGGUCUUCACCCCUCCCUACCUCUCCCAGGGCCAGAUCCGCCCCGUCAUCCGCGGCGUGUCGGGCGUGGACGCACCUUACGGCAAACUCUACAAACUCGGCACCGACCUCACGGUGCAAGCGACAGACUGUUCCGGAAAAUGCACCUACGAGCUCAUCAGGAUCGCGUCCGUCACCCACUCGACCAACAACGAUCAACUCCGAGUCCCGCUACAGGUCAAGACUAGGGCGCCCGCCGGAGACGUUAUGGCGGUUUGGGUUACGGACCACCCCUUCAUCAUGUCCGGCUACUAUUACCUUUUUGCAAUCGGGCAGAAUGGAGCGCCGUCCGUGGCAGCCACUGUGCAGCUGCUGAGGUAGUGUUCCCCAACCCUGUUCGUCCCGAUUCGGGCUAUCGAUGGCUGUGCGUGUCUUCUGUUCUGUUUCUCCUUGCUUCGUUUUCCGUCA